Molecule: messenger RNA, 1122 nt
Organism: Megalobrama amblycephala (Wuchang bream)
Lineage: Eukaryota; Metazoa; Chordata; Actinopteri; Cypriniformes; Xenocyprididae
Exons: 3
Coding region: 432-935 (167 amino acids)
Source: RefSeq, a predicted model, not a curated record
CUAAGUGGCAUCAACCCCCGCCCAUAGACUCUGCCACUUCCUUUUCACGUUUAAAUGACCACAGAGACUCAAACAGAUGGCAUAUCUACCGACACCGAUGACUGUGGGAAGAAUUAGAUUUUCCAUUAAGCAUUCUUUAAGGAAAUGACUGGCUGAGUCGUGAUUUCCGUGAAGAGCUCGGUGGAAAUGGUUAUCCUCGUUAUAAUGACAGAAGCGGAGGACGUGCAGACAGACGUUGAAGACAGCUCGUGAGAAGAAACGUUUACACUCAUCCACUGAUGUUCAACUUUACGGUGAAAACAAACGCACGUCGGACUGCGUCAACCCGACAAGGAUGGUCUGCAAUCCCUUUCUUGGAUCUCCAAGGAUAUGAACUGACACCAGGGCUGGAUUGACUUUUGCGCAACACAUACUCAAACUCUCAUACACACAUGCACGGUGAUACCAACUGUGUUACAAGGGCAGAAGACAAUGUGCCUGCUAGUAACAGCGUAGCCAGAAGAAGCAACAUGUUCUUCCAACACAGAUGGCAAGUUUCAUUAGGGACCUUGAUUGUGAUUGCAGGUCUGGUGCUCUUUGUGACAUUGGGGCCUUACACUAUUCUCAUUGGCUUGGCCUUAGUGUGUCUGGGGCUCUUCAUCCUCAUCCAUUCCUUCUGCAUGGACAUCAAAACCAGUCAUGUAGCUGUGACGGGUCACUUACUUCUACACCCGCGAACGGGCACCCGUUACACCCACCAUCAAGCCAUUGCGGUGCAGAGGAGGCUGGAUCGGAUCCGGAGGGCUACGGCAGAGGAUAGCAGUACAGUCCAAGUGCCUCCCACCUCAGACGCCAAUUCACAGAGCCAACCUGCAACACCCCCUCCCUGGCAAAUGGAGCCACCGCCAUCCUAUGAGACUGUUAUGAAGACCACUACAGCUGUGAACCAGCUAUAACCACUGCUGGGACUGUCGACACCAACAUUUAAUGAUUGAAAAGCUGGUCUAACUUGGGGUGUACAGAUACAGUACCGGUCAAAAGUUGGGAAACAUUACUGUUUUUAAGUUUUUUUUUAAAGAAGUCUCUUAUGCUCAUCAAAGCCUGCAUUUAUUUGAUCAAAAAUACAGAUUAAAAAACAGUAAU